Molecule: messenger RNA, 1275 nt
Organism: Pseudophryne corroboree (corroboree frog)
Lineage: Eukaryota; Metazoa; Chordata; Amphibia; Anura; Myobatrachidae
Product: retinol dehydrogenase 7-like
Exons: 5
Coding region: 120-1079 (319 amino acids)
Biological process (GO): retinol metabolic process; steroid metabolic process
Cellular component (GO): intracellular membrane-bounded organelle
Molecular function (GO): all-trans-retinol dehydrogenase (NAD+) activity
Source: RefSeq, a predicted model, not a curated record
AGCGCGCAGCUCCUCUCAGGCAGUUCAAGGGGCCAUGAGACAGAGCUACGUGAGGCAGUGUCUGCUGUUUUCGGCUCCCACUGUAGUGUAAGUGGCAUACCACUACUACUGCUUGUAUCAUGAUCAUGUGGCUCCCCCUACUGGCACUGUUGGGCUUGAUCCUUCUGUACAGAUGGUACAGACAGAGUCAGAUACUGGAGAACCUCACAGAUAAAUAUGUCUUCAUCACCGGAUGUGAUUCGGGUUUUGGGAACCUGCUGGCAAGGAAUCUGGACAGACGUGGAAUGAGGGUUCUAGCUGCCUGUCUGACGGAUAGAGGGGCUGAGGAACUGAGGAAGGAAACUUCAAGCAGACUACAUACAGUAAUUUUAGAUGUUACUGACAGUCAGAGCGUUAGUUCUGCUGCCAAAUGGGCAUCUACCAUUGUUGGUGACAAAGGACUGUGGGGCCUAGUAAACAAUGCAGGCAUUAGUGUCCCGUCUUGUACCAAUGAGUGGUUGAAAAAAGAUGAUUUUUUUAAGGUCCUAAAUGUAAACCUAUUGGGGGUUAUUGAUGUGACAAUCAAUCUCUUACCAUUGAUCCGAAAGGCCAAAGGACGAAUAGUCAAUGUUUCCAGUAUUGCAGGAAGAAUAACUAUUUCCCCUGGGGGAUACUGCAUGUCCAAGUAUGGUGUAGAGUCAUUUUCAGACAGUCUGAGGCGCGAGAUGCGGCCAUUUAAAGUGAAAGUAUGCAUUUUGGAGCCUGGGUUUUAUAACUCAAAUAUAACCAACGGAGAAUUGAUACAGAGGGAUAUUAAAAGGAGCUGGGAAAGCCUUUCAGAAGAAGUAAAACAAAGUUAUGGAGAUGAGUAUUGUAAAAAAUGUCUUUCCUACUUUGAUGGAAUGGAACAAAAAUGUAACAAAAACCUGUCCCUAGUCACAGACUGCAUGGAGCAUGCUCUGACUGCGGUUCAUCCCUGGACUCGAUACUCUGCAGGCUGGGACGCCAAGCUCAUCUUCAUACCUCUCUCCUACCUACCUACAGUAAUCUUGGACUUUCUCCUAACCAUUGGUCAGCCUAAACCAGCUCAGGCGGAUUGAUCUAUUUUCUUAAAUUCUAAUGGUUGAAACAUAUUGCAGUGUUUAUUAGAUCCUUAUUAGUGUGACACAUUUUCCUAAAGCACGUUGGUAUAUAAAGUAUAUAAUAUAUAAAGCUAAAAAAUAAAAACUAUAAACAAUUAUGGGAUCUUCACACAGGUAAUUAACAUUUCAAGUUCAAUGUAGCAAAAACACAAUA